Molecule: messenger RNA, 1533 nt
Organism: Penicillium waksmanii
Lineage: Eukaryota; Fungi; Ascomycota; Eurotiomycetes; Eurotiales; Aspergillaceae
Product: amidohydrolase
Exons: 2
Coding region: 1-1533 (510 amino acids)
Molecular function (GO): hydrolase activity, acting on carbon-nitrogen (but not peptide) bonds
Source: RefSeq, a predicted model, not a curated record
AUGGCUACAAGCAAGCCUGCGCCUCCGGGCUGCACGCUAUUCUACAAUGCGACGAUCAUCACGGUGAACCAACGUCGCGAAAUUAUUCACGAAGGAUACAUCCGCGUGGAUAUUGACAGGAUAACGGAAAUCGGGAAAGGGAAAUACCCGAUCGAACUACCAACUCAGACACAGCAGAUUGACUGUCGUGGCAAAAUAAUUAUCCCAGGGCUGAUCAACGCUCAUGCUCACUUAGUACAAUCCUUGCUUCGUGGACUGGCAGAGGAUCUUCCACUACAUAAUUGGCUAUGUGAUGCAAUUUGGCCAUUAGAGGCUGUUUUUGCUGAUGACGAUGGCUAUCAUGCGACACGAUUGACAACGGCAGAGAUGCUGAAGACAGGGACCACUUGCUUCCUUGAUCCCAUGCUGACAUAUCGCGCCGGCUUCGAUCAGGUUUGCACUGCUGUGGGCGAGAUGGGAAUAAGAGGGUGCCUGGGCAAGCUCGUCAAGUUUACUGAAACUAAUCGCCAAUUAUCAAUUUCAGAUCCUCGCGAUCAAGAUCUACUAGCGAUGUCUAUUCCGGAACUUCUGAAUGCUCAUAAGAAACAUCAUCGCAGUCAAGAUAGCAGGAUUCAUGUUUGGGCGGCGGCUGGUACGCCACGGGGCACGUCGAUUGAGAAAUAUCUCGAGCUGGGAGAGACCUGCUCCGACAAUGGCAUCUCAGUGACUAUGCACUGUGCUGAAGCCCCCAAGGAUCGGACAAUAUACCACGAAGCUUAUGGCUGCAGUGCGAUGGAGUUUGUCCGCGAUGCAAAGCUUUGCCCGCAACCCACUACUGCAUCGGAUGAGGGUGACCGAAGAUCUCAUUCUCUCGUUCUGGCUCAUAUGGUGAAUCUAGAUCAAGACCUUGACAUUGCACUGCUUGCAAGCACGCAGACCUCGGUGGCUCAUAACCCAACAUCGAAUCUCAAGUUGGCCUCUGGAGUGGCGCCGAUCCCAUCCAUGCUUUCCCACACAUCACCUGUAAAUGUUGCCCUGGGAACAGACGGCGCGCCAUGCUCCAAUCAUUAUGAUAUGAUACAGGAGAUGCACCUAGCCGGCAUCCUUCACAAAGGGGUAAAUCAUGACGCUGGCUUAAUCCCGGCCGAGGUUGCCCUCGAGAUGGCGACCAUCAAUGGAGCACGAGCACUUGGUCUGGAGGAAGAAAUCGGAAGCCUUGAGACGGGGAAGAAGGCGGAUCUUGUUGUGAUUGAUCCUUAUGGUCGAGGUGGACUUGGCGCAGCACCCUGGAGCAGCGACUUGAUUGAGUGUGGAGUUAGCCCUCUCACCACGGUUGUUCAUGGAUGUACUGGUCGGGAUGUUGAUAUGACCAUGGUGAAUGGAGAGAUAUUGGUGGAAAAUGGAAUUCUCAAGAUGGGAGGCAAGGAUAAAGAGAGGGAGAUUGUCGGCCUUGCACAGCGUGCUGCUAAGAAUAUACUUCGACGAUGCAACGCGGAUCGGGACAACCCAGAUAGAGUUGGCGGGAAACUUCUGCCCUCUUGGAAAUAUGCAUAA